AUGGAAGCAGUUCUGCCAGCUGAGGUUAAAAUUCCUUCACUGCGCAUACUAAUGGAGGUCAAAUUGGAUGAAGCUGAUUGGAUUAAACAACGUCAUGAGCAGUUGUCUUUGAUUGAUGAGAAGAGGUUAAAUGCCAUUUGUCAUGGUCAGUGCUAUCAAAAGAGAAUGGCCCGUGCCUACAACAAGAAGGUCAAGGUGCGACUGUUCAAAGAAGGAGAUAAAGUGUUGAAACGAAUUUUGCCUGUACAAGAGGAGGCUAAAGGCAAGUUUGCCCCAAAUUGGCAAGGCCCUUUUAUUGUCAAGAAAGUGUUGCUUGGUGGAGCACUUAUUCUCACUGAAAUGGAUGGACAAGUUUUUUCCCAACCGAUCAAUUUAGAUAUGUGUAAGAAAUUCUUCAUCUAA
Molecule: messenger RNA, 402 nt
Organism: Coffea arabica (coffee)
Lineage: Eukaryota; Viridiplantae; Streptophyta; Magnoliopsida; Gentianales; Rubiaceae
Source: RefSeq, a predicted model, not a curated record